Molecule: messenger RNA, 564 nt
Organism: Gossypium arboreum
Lineage: Eukaryota; Viridiplantae; Streptophyta; Magnoliopsida; Malvales; Malvaceae
Exons: 1
Coding region: 1-564 (187 amino acids)
Source: RefSeq, a predicted model, not a curated record
AUGUAUAUUGGAGACGAAGAGUCGUAUGGAUUAGAUGAAACGGAGUCAGUUACACUUAGCAUAAAUCCAGUAAGAAAUUCACCUCCUAGAGUUGAUAGAAGAAAUGAUAGAGAUGAUUAUGAUAUAUUACAAGUGAUUGUUGAUGCUUUGCAAAGAGUAGCGAGGACUUCUCCUGCUACGACUUCAACACAAAAUCAGAGAUGGGCCCUGAUAAAAGAAUUGAGAAAAUAUGGUGCUACUGAAUUUAUGGGUCUGAAGGGAGUCGACCCAUCCGUAACUGAAAAUUGGAUGGAGUCAACUAAAAGAAUUUUACAGCAAUUGGACUGUACCCCCCGGGAGUGUUUAAUUUGUGUUGUAUCGUUGCUACAAGGGGAAGCUUAUUUAUGGUGGGAAUCAGUGGUUCGACAUUUAUCGGAGAAGAAGAUAAUAUGGGACCUAUUUCAGAAAGAAUUUCAAAAGAAAUAUAUCGAAGAAAUUUAUAUCAAAGACAAGAAGCAAGAGUUUUUAAUGCUGCAACAGGGUGACUUGUCAGUUAUAGAUUAUGAGAGAGUUUUCAAGACUUAG